Molecule: messenger RNA, 1568 nt
Organism: Ceratitis capitata (Mediterranean fruit fly)
Lineage: Eukaryota; Metazoa; Arthropoda; Insecta; Diptera; Tephritidae
Gene: Zpr1
Product: zinc finger protein ZPR1
Exons: 2
Coding region: 112-1497 (461 amino acids)
Cellular component (GO): nucleus; cytoplasm
Molecular function (GO): zinc ion binding
Source: RefSeq, a predicted model, not a curated record
AAGCCACACUGGCUCACAAUCAUCACGUUGCAAAAUAUACACUUUCUUACAUAAAUAUCAAAGUUGUUUAUUGAAAUUUUAUUAUUUUUGUAAAUAAUAUAAGUAUCGAGAAUGGAGCAAGAAAAAUUGCAAAAUAAAGGAGAAAUAAAACCUAUAUUCCGAAAUAUUGAUGGAGAUGAUCCAGACCCAGAAACUACAGAAAUUGAGUCUGCUUGCAUGAAUUGCUUCCGUUCUGGUAAAACACGUCUACUGCUUACCAAAAUACCCUUUUACAAAGAGGUUGUGCUUAUGUCUUUUAAAUGCGACCAUUGUGGUUUUGAAAAUAGUGAAAUUCAGUCGGCAUCCGAAAUACAAAAAAAAGGUGUACGCAUUGAACUUAAAGUAAAAGGUGCAGAAGACCUAAAUCGGCGGGUAGUGCGUUCGGAUUACACAUCAGUGAGUAUACCAGAGGUGGAACUGGAGAUACCAUCUCAAAGUCAAAAAGGGGAAAUAACUACCGUAGAAGGUAUAAUUGACCGAACAAUAAGAGGACUAACUCAAGAUCAGGAAGUUAGAAUGAAAGAACAUCCUGAUGCAGCAUCUGCCAUUGAUGCUUAUGUCGAAAAAUUAAUUUCUUUGAAAGAAAACCAAAGUAACUUCACCAUUAUUUUGGAAGAUAUUAGUGGAAAUAGUUUCAUUGAAAAUCCAUUAGCACCAUCAUUGGAUCCAAAUUGUAGAAUUUCUCAUUUCGUACGAAAAAAGGAAGACGAUCAAAUACUUGGCCUUUAUACAACAAAAGAUAUAUCCAACGCUGACGGUAAAAAUGAUGUUAACGAGACGCAAGAAAAACAUCUACUUAAACCAAUCGCUGAAGACGCAUGGGGAAUUGAGGAUUUGCACGGAGAGGUUCUUCAGUUUCAGACAUUGUGCUCGCAAUGUGGCUCUCCAUGUGAAACGAAUAUGAAGCUAACAAACAUUCCGCAUUUUAAGGAAGUUGUUAUUAUGGCAACGGUUUGCGAAUCUUGUGGAUGUAAAACUAACGAAGUCAAGUCCGGUGGAGGAAUAGAGGAAACGGGAAUUCGUUUUGAAGUCGGUGUCGAGAGCAAAGAAGAUCUAACGCGAGAUGUAUUGAAAUCUGAAACCUGCAGCCUAAAAAUUCCUGAGUUGGAUUGUGAAGUGGGGCCUUCGGCUCUUGGUGGUCGCUUCACUACUGUAGAAGGUAUUUUAGUAGCUAUGAAAGAUCAACUACAAAACGAGGGUUUCUUUUUUCACGAUUCAACUGAUCAAGAUAGUAAGAAACGCAUGGAAGACAUCAUUGAAAAAUUCAAUAAAAUAUUGGCUUUCGAGUUAAGAGCAACUCUGGUUUUGGAUGAUCCAGCCGGAAAUAGUUACGUGCAAUCUUUGGCAGAUGAUGAUGAGCUGGAUGAUAAACUAAAAAUCCAAAAAUACGAGCGAACCUUUGACCAAAAUGAAGAACUUGGCCUUAACGAUAUCAAAACAGAAAAUUACCAAGAAUAAUAAUAAUAAUAUUCCUGUUUUCUCGUUUAUAAUAAAUUUUAUAAAGGCUUUAAACGAACUGUUAAUGUAAA